AUGAAUAAUAUUGCUGCUCGUAGAUUAUUAUUUACACGUUCUUAUUCGAGAAAUUGCUUAAAAUUCAACAUUUUCAAGAAUAAUGAAAUUCACAAGAUUAAUCAAAUCAAACAAAUAAAUCGAUCAUUAUCUUCAACUACUACAAUUUAUUAUAAAAAGAAUCAUCAUGAUUCUGUAUCUUCCGAUUCAUCGUCACACGAUCCAUUUUAUUUCGAUCCGGAGCCAUUAAGAAAAUUAGGUCCUAAGGACAAAGACCCUCAUAAAAUAGGUCCAACUCCAGAUAAAUCAUUAACCGAAGGUCAUACAGUCAGCAAAGCAAAAGAAUCUUUAGGUAUUAAACGUGAUAAUAAUAAUAUAAUUGAUAAAGUAAAAAAUACUGUUGAUCGUGUGACUACACCUGAUUAUGAUGUACAAGCAGCGGCGGCAGCUAGUAGUCUUAAAGAACGUGCUGAUUAUUUAAAAUCUCAGCGAACCGAACAAACAUCAAAUGUUCAAGAUAAAGAAACCCUUAGUGACAAAACAAAAGGAACGGUUUCUAAUUUACAAGAUAAAACCGGUGAUUUAAAAGAUCGGGCAAAAGAAGCUGUCGGCGGUUCUUACGAAAAAGUAAAGGAGAUUGCCGAUGAUGUAAAAAACAAAGGCGAAAAGGCUGCCGAAGGAGUCAAAGACAAAAGUCAAGAAAUUGCUGAAGGUGUAAAAGACAAAAGCAAAGGGUCCACCAGCAAUUUAAUAGAUAAAACUAUAGAAAUUACUGCAAAAGGAAAAGAGACUACUAACAAUUUAAUAGACAAAGUUAAAGAAGCCGCAGAAGGUGUAAAAGACAAAGGCAUAGAAAUUGCUUCGAAAGGCAAAGAAGUUGCUAGUAAUUUAAUAGAGAAAGCUAAAGAAAGUGUCGAGGGAAUAAAAGAAAAAAGUAUAGAAACUGUUAGUAAUUUACAAAAUAAAGCUGAAGGUGUUAAAGAAAAAAGCAUAGAAACUGCUAGCGAUUUGCAAGAUAAAGCUGAAGGUGUAAAAGAAAAAAGUAAAGAAACAGCCGGCAAUUUGCAAGAUAAAGUUAAAGAAAAUGUCGAGGGUGUAAAAAAAAAAAGCAUAGAAACUGCUAGCGAUUUGCAAGAUAAAGUUGAAGGUGUUAAAGAAAACAGCAAAGAAACCGCCAGCAAUUUUCAAGAUAAAGGUAAAGAAACUGUUGAGGGUGUAAAAGAGAAAAGCAAAGAAGGUGCUAGCAAUUUGCAAGUUAAAGCUGAAGGUGUAAAAGAAAAAAGUAAAGAAACAGCCAGCAGCUUGCAAGAUAAAGCCAAAGAAAUUGCCGAGGGUGUAAAAGAAAAAAGCAAAGAAAUGGCCAGUAAUUUACAAGAUAUGGGAAAUGAUAAUAUGAAAGAUUCAGGGAAUGCGGAUAUAGAAAACUCGCGUGGAAAAAAUCUAACUCCAAAAAAUGCUCAAGGGAAUACUGAUGUUUUGGAAAACACUGAUCAUAAACGAGAUGGUUUAAAUGCUAAUAUUGGAAUGAACGAACAAAUUGGAAAUUGGGACACGAAUGAUAGAAAAGAAGACAAAAGAUCUGCUAGUGAAAAUCCAUCAAGAUCAUCAGAUCCCAAUUUAGCAAACCUCAAAGGAAUUGAUCGUUAUCCACAUGGCCCAAUUAAAGAAAUCACACAGGCCGUCCAAGAUGUUUGGAAAAGUGCCACACAAAAUUCAGUAAAGAAGGAUUGA
This is a messenger RNA of Entrophospora candida, 1710 nucleotides long. The record is from the annotation of a GenBank genome assembly. Lineage: Eukaryota; Fungi; Glomeromycota; Glomeromycetes; Entrophosporales; Entrophosporaceae.